AUGGGAUGUGGGUCAUCCAAGCCGCCGCCGGAAGAGCCACCACCACCGCCCAAGCCCAAGAAGAAGCCGCCCAAGCCGAGCAAGGUCAAGGUGGCUCGAGAGGCAGCGGCAGCCGAGGAGGAAGCCGGAACGAGUGCGAAUGAGCCAUCCGAGGAUGCGACCAUGAAGUCGGUGGCCAAGGCCAUUCUGGAAGCAACUCGGGAUAUGGGUCCGUGGAAGCCAUCCGAUCUGACCGCCGGUCUCUACUUUCUCCGCAAGGCCCACAUGCGCAAGGCGGAGGAGGCCGUGGCCUCGGGCGAGCAUCCGUAUCUCAAGGAGAAGCCCAUCAAGGACAAGGCUCUGGUCAAGCACAUGCUCUACUGGUCGCGCGUCAUCCUCGCCACGUACUCAGGCUCGGAUGAGGCCGUUGUCGAGGCUCUCGGAUGGAGCGCCGAUGACAUUGUCCGCUCCGAUUGGACCUCGCAAAAGUCCCGCCCGGCCUACUUUCUCGCCCUCGAUCACGACAAACAGAAGGUGGUUGUCGGCAUCCGCGGCACCGCCUCGGCAGCAGACGCCAUCACAGACGCUGCCGCUGCUCUUGAGCCGUGCCUCACCGGCAAGGCCCAUCGCGGCAUCUACACCGCCGCCUCGUGGUUCAUGAACAACAUCCUCGACGACAUCUACGCCCUCCUCAAUGAUCACGACGGGUACUCGGUCAUGACUGUCGGUCACUCGCUCGGCGGUGGAACAGCGGCUCUUCUUGCCAUUCUGCUCAAGGAGGAAGAGUUUAUGGACGUCGAGUCGUUUGUCCUUGCCCCGGCUUGUGCCGUCUCGCUCGACCUCGCCGAGGCUGCCGCAGACUACGUCACCACCGUUGUCCACGCCGACGACUGCGUCCCACGCGCCUCCACCCGGGCACUCAUCAACCUCCGUCAAGAGGUCAAGGACUCGCCGUGGAAGCAGGAGGCCCUGGCGGCCGCCAAGGAGACCCGAGCCGGCAAGGCCCUGGCCGGCGCCGCCUCGCGCGCCGGCGAGUCGUCCGCCGGCAAGUCUGCCGCUCGCGGAGGUAAGGCUGCAGGCAAGGCCGCAAGCCGUGGCACCAAGGCCGCAGGCAAGGCUGCCGGCCGCCUUGCCGGUGCCGUUCGCCCGCGCGGCGGGCCGCGGCCUGACGACGACGACGACGACCUCGAAGACGACGAGGUGACCAAUCUCUUCCCGCCCGGCAAGACUCCAUCAGGUGCCCAAUGA
Thecamonas trahens ATCC 50062 is the source of this 1227-nucleotide messenger RNA. Its product is annotated as lipase class 3 family protein. The transcript is spliced from 2 exons. The record is from RefSeq and is a predicted model, not a curated record. Gene Ontology annotation, biological process: lipid metabolic process. The coding region runs from base 1 to 1227 and encodes 408 amino acids. NCBI's taxonomy places the organism in Eukaryota, Apusomonadida, Apusomonadidae.